ACAAAAUAAAAAAUAUAUAUGCAUUAUAUUGUUUUCCCUCCUUGCAUGCCUGUGCUGCUCAAUAGUAAGUUUACUGUGGAGGCUGAAUUUCAUGUUUUCAGCUGAUGGGAUGCAGGGGGUGGGUUCCUCUCUGCAGCUCCGCCUCUGUGUAGCCUACUGUUUGGAUUUUCUUGGAUGUGUGUUAUUUACUUUGUAGUGUUGGGGUGGCUGCCCACACGUGCCGCUGCCAGUCUUCUUUGUCCUGCUUCACAGCUUCACUGGCUGCCAUGGGCACUGCCUACGGGGAGAGGAGCUGACUGCUUUGCCAUUUCCUAAUAUUGCAUCCCAUGCAGCAGUCUUCACCAGCAUCUAGUCGUUGCAUCGCGGGAGGAGUCUCAGCCUGUUUUGCGCGUCUUCCGUGGCACAAUGACCGGAUUCCCGUAGGCGAUACCCAGCGACGUCUGCCCACCUGGAAGAUGCUGAGAUGAAGCAUCUUUUGAGCGUUUCCUUUUGGGCUCCGGCCGGACUUCUUUCGUUUGGAUGAUGCGCAGAGGGGUUCUCGGUGUCUUUAUGUUUCACCCAGAUUUGGAAACCCCCCAUCCCAUCAGGAGAUCCAUGCCACGAGUUUUGUACCGUUGUCAUCAUGUCCCCAGCAUCGGCUGCAACGGCCAGUGAAAGCAGCACCACCACCGUCCCCGAAGAGGAGUCGGACACCCCCCGAGAGGAGCAGCGGCCCCAGAAUCAGUCCCUGACUAAAUCAUUGUGCCAGGAAACGCACUGGAAAUGCCUGCUGCUGUCCCUGCUGAUGUAUGGCUGCGUGGGGGUGAUCGCCUGGUGCCAGGUGACCAAGGUCACGCGCCUCUCCUUCGAUAGCGCCUACAAGGGAAAGUCUAUGAUGUAUCACGACAGUCCCUGCUCCAACGGCUACAUCUACAUCCCUUUGGCCUUCCUGGUAAUGCUCUACGUGGUCUACCUGGUGGAGUGUUGGCACUGCUACACAAGAAACGAGCUGCAGUACAAGGUGGAUGUGGACAGUGUUGCAGAGCGCAUCCAACGAAUGCAGCAGGCCACGCCCUGCAUCUGGUGGAAGGCCAUUAGCUACCAUUAUGUCAGGAGGACGCGACAGGUGACACGCUACCGCAAUGGAGAUGCCUACACCACCACACAGGUCUACCACGAGCGAGUCAACACCCACGUGGCUGAGGCGGAGUUUGACUACGGGAACUGUGGGGUUAAGGACAUCUCAAAGCACCUGCUGGGCCUGGAGGGGUUCCCCAUGACCAGGCUGAGGUUCACCAAGUGCUUCAGCUUUGCCAAUGUGGAGUCAGAGAACUCCUAUCUGACCCAGCGGGCUAGAUUCUUCACAGAGAAUGAGGGCCUGGAUGACUACAUGGAGGCCCGUGAGGGGAUGCAUCUGAAGAAUGUAGACUUUAAGGAGUAUAUGAUUGCCUUUUCUGACCCUAAUCACCUUCCCUGGUAUGCAUCCAACUCCACUUUCUGGACGGCAGCUGCUUUCACCCUCUCCUGGCCUCUGCGGGUGCUGACAGAGUACCGCACUGCCUGUGUACACUACCACAUAGAGAAGCUGUUUGGCUUCGACUAUGUGCCAGUAACACCCUCUGAGGAGCGGCCGUAUUGCCGACACAUCCCACGAGUCAACACAAUCGACAGCACGGAGCUGGAGUGGCACAUCCGCUCCAACCAGCAGCUGGUACCCAGCUACUCAGAGGCAGUUCUCAUGGACCUGGCCCAGCUCUCAGGGAGUUCCAACAGCUACUCCAUGUGCGGAGGCUACGGUAGCUACAGGCAGAACUGUGAACGCUGCCACCGUGCCAUCAGCAGCUCUUCCAUCUUCUCUCGCAGCGCCCUCAGCAUCUGCAACACGGGGAGCCCCCGCAUCCCCUUCAGUGCCAGCCGCUUCUCGCUGGGUCGGUUGUACGGCUCCAGGCGGAGUUGCCUGUUCAGGAGCAGCGGGAGCCUGAAUGAGCAGCCCUGCCCCACAGAGAGCACACACUGCCUGUCAGGCCAGCAGACCACUGAGGAGAACCCUCCAGCCUACCAGGACGCUCUGUACUUCCCAGUGCUCAUUGUACAUCGCAACGAAGGCUGCCUCAACCACGACCACCGCUCCCUGCACAGAAACGGCUCCUGUGUGGAAACUUCUCUAUGACCCACCUGAGCAUAGGGAUAUUAAGCUACAGCAACAGGGUGAGAGACCUUUUUACACCAGGGUUGGGCUAAUAUUGACUUCUGUUUGUCACUUUUACAACAGGGACAGUUAUGACAAACAAGGAUUUGUUCAAGUUUCUAAAAAUGCUGUCCCUCAAACAAACAGAAAAUGAAGAUUAUCUGGGAAAGUCCUUAGAGUACAGUCAAUAAGUCAGGGUAAAACAGACUUGAUGCUAUUAAUGAGACUGUUGUUUAAAAUACAAUGCGCCUUUAAAGGACCAAACUGUCAAAGUGUACUGUCCUGUGGCGUUCAUAAGGACAAGAGUCCUAAUAACCAAGGAAUACCAAGGGGAGUCACUUCCUACUGUAAAUGCCAUGUUUGUAGAUCUUAGUCACGGACGAUUUACAAGGACGAGUAACAAGUAUUUGAAGCCUAACAUAGGUUUUGACUCAGCAGUCGCCUAAGAAAUUGCCAAGAAAUGAAAGGGAUAUGACAAUUAAUGGACGCCUGAAUAGGAAAUGAAGAAAUAUUGGGGAAAAUCAUAGACUCGCACAUCAUGUGGGUCAUGUGGAUUGGCUGAAUUAUGAGAGAAAAUGCAAAGAUAUCAGCCUCCUUGUAAAAGCAUAAUUAACAUGACUAAAAAUAAAUUUUAUGGCUCUUAUAAAGUGAAGCCACCUUUAUCUAGCAGCUAAACGUCUGCAUGUGAAACUGGGCUCAUGGAAAUGCAUUUAAAAAGGGACACAUUUCCAUAGUAUAAAAAUCAAUGUCUGAUACAGAUGCUGAAGUAGUAAGUUAUUUGAAAUCAGCUUGGUUGCAAUGACAUUACACUUCCCGGCUUGCUAAAUAUAGCAACGUAGAUGAUAAAUAAUUUAGCACAGGUGGGCUAAAACACUUCUUCAAACAGUUUCUUAAUUACUAUAAACUGUACAUUUUGUAUAAUGGCCAACUACGUAGUAAUAAACUCACCAUAAUAUAAAUAGAUCAGUGUCAGUUCAGCUAGUUUAAAAAAGAUCUGUUUAAUUUAAUAUUUGGCAAUAUUUGUAUUCAGCCUACCUCUUUAUUUAAGUGCCUAGCGAUCAACUGUUACUGACAAGCAUAAGCUAUUAUAACUGAAGUCAUCUCAUCUCAACAUCUUCCUAUUAAGACCUGAUCUCAUUGUUGUUUAAAAUUUGCAGGGUUUUAAGAAUCAGGCCCUACAUGUUUUCCAGAUGAUUUUCCUCAUAUUAUAACACAGCUCUCGUAUAACCUACUGAUGUUGCUGCUGAUGCAUAUCAGAGAGACAGCCAGAGAGCUGGCCAUCAAAGACGGUAGAAACAGGCAGAGGCCUGGAUUCACUACUGAUAGUGUCAGAUUUAAUAAUAUGACAGGAUUACUUCAAAGAACAACAAAAAAUACUCCCUCUCAAAUGAGUGCACGCAUGGUGAAUUUUAUCUGCAGUGAAAGAUAAACUAGCAUGGAUCGUUUCCCACCAUUAAGACCAAGAAAACCAUUAAAAUGUCUAAGAAUAGUAAAUAUAAGAAUAUUUCCUGUGGUCUGACAUUUUGCAUCAACUUCUUGUUAAAACUUGUCUGUACAUUAAUGAGCCUGUAUUGUAAAUUGUGACCAAUUAGCCAUACUAAUUACAUUCCAUGUGUGGUGUUUGGAAUUACGGAAUAACUUUAUAGCAAUACUAGAGAAUAGACACAGAUUCUAUCAACCCUUACAUUUCAUUCAACAGUGAAUGAAAACAUUCUGUAAACUGUUUUAAACUGUUUUCACAGCUCACAGGCCAUCUAUGCAAGCCCCUAAAACUCAGGAUAGUAUUCAGGGCAAAGAGUCUGCUUUGCAGAAACAUCUCAACACCUGGUCAUCACUUCUUAGGUUCUGGAAGCAGUUAUGCAGACAUUUUAUUUUGCAUUUUCAAAGGCUUCAGCUGCGCAAUCACCGGAUUGUUUUUUAAUGAGGGGUUUUGCAAACACAGGAUGCUGAACCAAACUGUCAUACUGUAACAUUAACUAAUUUUCCCAUUGCAGAACACAGUGGGCAAAAUACAGGAUUGUAGUUGCACUAGCUAUUCGUAAAUCCAUUUCUAAAUCCUUCCAAAGUUCUUAUUGACAACUAGCUAGUUUAAAGGGAUUUACUAAAUUGGGUUGAGCCAUUAGAACUUAAGGAAUGUCUUAGCAAGUAAAAACCUUUGUAAUGUGUAAGUUGGUUAACGUAACAUAACACUAAAUAUAAUUAUAUCAAUUUGAAUUGCCAAUCUUUUGUAGGCCUACAUGUCGAUAUGUGUUUCAGAGUUAGUAGUAUCGAUGCAAUUUAGACUGAGUUGGAAAUUAGUUGUUUAGUAAUUUAGUCAGUAAGCUAAACUAAAUUGAGGUAUUUUGACUUGUUUUUGUGAAAUAUAAUAAUUACAUAUUUAUCCAUCAUUAUUAUAUUAUUUUACUAACAAGUUGGUUUAGUCAGUUGGUUCAGUAACAGCUACACUUGGCAGUUAGUUGGUGAAGAUAUUUAGAAACAACUAAUCUCUACUUAAGAACUAGUUUGUGUGGUGCAACCCUUUUUAAUUUAGUGUGUAAAUUAAUGUGUAACUCUCCACUGAGUUAUAACACAGCCAAGUUUGAACUUCCGAAUAGCCGGGGCAACCGACUCCAGGUCCAGGUGUUCACUACACUUUUGAGAUUUUGGGAAAUAUGCUCAUUCGCCUUCUUCCCAAGAGUCAAAUGAGGGGAUCAAUGAUCUGAUGUCUGUACGGCUAGUAAGAAGCUACUGACAGCAGCCGGUUUCCUUAACAUAGCAUAAAGAUUGGAAAUGGGAAAACUGCUAGCCUGAACAAAAUCCAACUAUCAGCAUCUCUAAAUCUCAAUUGUUGAUUCUGUACAAAAACUGAACCGUAAAAAUAUCAAGUUAUUAUUUCACACGGGUUAUGUGUUGGACGUGUUAAUUGGCAGAUUUUGUUUCCUUACAUUGUAGCCAUUUCCCCCUGUUUCCAGUCUAAGCUAAGCAAAGCUAAUAAAGCUAGCCUUAUAUUUACUGAACAGAUAUAAGAGUGGUAUUGAACGUCUUAUCUCAGCAAGAAAACAAGUAAGUGUAUGUCAUGAAAUGUCAAACUAUCCCUUUAAUGGUUUAUGGGUGGUGUAUUACCAAAAGAGAAGUUAGGGAUUGAAAUUAAUUCAUUAAUUCAUUUAGUUUCUUUGUGUAGUCCCAUCAUGUACUGUCGGGUAACGUGUAGGACCAUAAGGAAACCACAAGGAAGAGCAUGUAAAUUCCUCAACAGAUUAAAUAUGUACUGAAACAUCUAUCUUGUAUAUCAUUUUGGAUUGUAGUUGCUGUUUUAUACUUAAGUCAUUACCUUUGCUCAUUCAUAAUUAGCCAACAAGCCUCUCUGUGGCUUCACUGUGAUACCCAUACAGUCAUUGUAAGAGGAGAAAAAAUGUGUUUACCGGUGAAAUGUUUACGUAACAGCAGUGACAAAAAACGAUUUGGGGUAUUCAAACGGUUAUAAAUCUGACUGGAAGGUUCAUAACUACACAUUUUUCCUCCACAGAUGACUGUUAGCAUAAAGCACUGAACCCUUUAUUGUGUAUGAAGUAGAUUAGGUUGUUAUGAUAUGUACUCUUUCACUCAAGAAUGCUCUGGGGUUUGUCUUUUUAUAUUUCAAUAAUUCUGUGGAUUUUUCAAGAUGGUAGGGCAGAAAGGAUUUGUAUUGUAAAUAAAAUAGAGAUGAGAGGUUAGAAUGACAGUCGAUGUGAUUAGCUGAAUGUGUCACACACACUUAGAAGCAACUGAAGUAGGGGCAUUUUUGAUUUACAGAUUUUAAAUGGUGAGUUUUUUAAGUGACAAAUGGCAAUAUAAUCUGUUAUGAAAUGUUUCAAGCAACACAGCCAACAGCAUCUUUGUGCUGCUUUUCAUUUACUAUUUUAAAUGAUUUUUGUUUCCAUUUAACCCCAUUUUUAAAUCACAUUUGAUACACCUUUAUUUAAUGUCAAAAUGAUCAGACUGACACUUCUUUUUAAGGAAAAUGGUUGAGUGAUUAUUGAUAGAAUAGCUUUGCCUCUCUUCAAAAACAUUUUGCAAGCUAAGAAACUGGGAAAACGUGACAUUAAUUACACUAAAGAUGUUGCUGCAAAUGUGAUCCUACUAUACUAUUAGCCAGUAGAUAAUAGGUAAAAAAAACAACACAAGUCUGUAUGUAUUCAAACACCACCACAACGUUGCCUUGAUGUUACAUAAGGACUGAAUACCAAAUCUGUGUAUCAAAAUGGAAAAAUGGCUCCUCAAUAAACUAAAAUACUCACUAAAAUAUGUGUCAAAAAUUACUUCAAGUGUUGGCACAUCCAAAAACAAUGUCAGUAAGUGAUGUUUUGUGUCUUGUAAACAGGAUAUGUGGUCUAUAAGCAUGUGACAAAUAUGCUGAUGAGAUAUAUAAUCACUGUUUUUGUGCUUGUAGUUUUUACGCAUGUUGUUUUGUUUGAGGUUAUGGUUAUAGCACAGGCUUACAAAACUACAAAUGUUUAAAGCAGCAACAAGAAAACAGGUAGAUAGUAGAGACAUCCGGGUGUGAAAUCACAUCAUUUACAUUUUAUUAUAUGUGGACAAUAUACACCAACAAAUAUCAAAAAGAGCACAACAAUGUAAAGCUGAUUAAUGCUAAGCAUCCUGGGGUAAAUGUCCCCUUACAGCA
This is a messenger RNA of Micropterus salmoides (largemouth bass), 6809 nucleotides long. It is a transcript of the gene tmem151ba, whose product is annotated as transmembrane protein 151Ba. The transcript has 2 exons. The coding region runs from base 623 to 2149 and encodes 508 amino acids. The record is from RefSeq and is a predicted model, not a curated record. NCBI's taxonomy places the organism in Eukaryota, Metazoa, Chordata, Actinopteri, Centrarchiformes, Centrarchidae.